Molecule: messenger RNA, 1878 nt
Organism: Monascus purpureus
Lineage: Eukaryota; Fungi; Ascomycota; Eurotiomycetes; Eurotiales; Aspergillaceae
Source: the annotation of a GenBank genome assembly
CGGUCCUGACAGGGAUAAAGACGUGCGGGCGACUCGCCCUAUUUAGCCCCGGGCUCCCGUUCUCCUGGGAAUAUCUGCAAACCCUGUUUUCACGGGCAAAGAACCAUCCUCGCCUCGGUCCAAGAUGGUUUCCCUCCGCUCCCUCGUUUCCCUGGUGGCCGUUCCGGCGGACAGGGAGAACGGCCGCUCGGCCUGGAUCAACGACGAUAUUCGUCCGCUGCCUCCAUGGCGCCGGACCUGGACGCAGUGGGCGUAUGUCUCCUUCUGGGCUAUCAACCAGAUCUGUCUCAGUAACUGGCAGCUGGGCUCGUCGCUGGUCUCCUCGGGGCUGUCCGUCUGGCAGACCGUCAUCGCCGUGGUCGUGGGCAAGUUCCUCAUUGCCGCCGUCGCGGUAUCCAAUGGCUAUGUCGGUGCGGAAUGGCACAUUGGGUUUCCGGUCUGGUCCAGGGCUGUCUGGGGGAUGUACGGGUCCUACGUCGCGCUGCUGCAGCGGAUCUUGCUCUCGCUGGUCUGGAUGGCCGUCCAAAGCUGGACCGGCGGGCUAUGCGUCACGGCAGUCCUCUCCUCGAUCUUCUCGGGCUUUCAGCAUCUCGAGAACGUCUUCCCCGCGUCGGCACAUAUGACUACCAAGCAGUUCGUUGGCUGGAUCAUCUACAACGUCCUCACCGUUCCCAUGCUGUACCUGCCGCCGGAGAAGACCCGCACCCUGUUCGCCGUGAUGAACGCCGUCUCCUUCUUCACGCUCGUUUCCAUCAUGAUCUGGGCCCUCGCCAUCGCCAAGGGGGGCGGCCCUCUGCUCCACCAACCCUCGAGGCUUUCGUCCGCCGAACUCGCCUGGCAGAUCGUCAAGGGCAUCACCUCCACCAUCGGCAGCAUCGCCGUCGGGCUGACGAACCAGCCGGACUAUUCCCGGUUUGCACGGAGGCCGGGCGACCAGGUCUUCGGGCAGUGGUUUUCCAUCGUCGUGUUCGGGGCGUUCAUGCCGUUCUUCGGCUGUCUUGCCUCCUCCGCCACCAUGGCCAUCUACGGGGAAGCGAUCUGGAACCCCCCGGACAUCGUCCUGAAGUGGCUCGACACGGACUACAACGCCACGGCGCGUGCGGGCGCCUUCUUCGCCGGCGCCGGGCUGGUCGCGUGCCAGCUGGCCGUGAACACGGUGGACAACGCCUUCUCCGGCGGCAUGGACACGGCGGCCCUGCUGCCCCGGUUCAUCAACAUCCGCCGCGGGUCGUACGUGGUCCUGAUCAUCUCCAUCGCCAUGUGUCCGUGGGAGCUCCUCGCGAGCGCCGCCACCUUCAUCAACGUCCUGUCCGCGUACUCGGUCUUCCUGGGGCCCAUGUGCGGCAUCAUGGUCGCCGAGUACUGGGUGAUCCGCCGCCGGAAGGUGAAGCUGACACACCUCUACCGGCCGUCUCCGGAGAGCAUCUACUACUUCUGGAAGGGGGUCAACUGGCGCACGUUCCUGGCCUGGAUCGUGGGUUUCACGCCGCAACUACCGGGCUUCGUCAACGCCGUCAACCCCGGCAUCGUCGUCCCGGUGGGCUGCACACGACUCUACUACCUUGCCUUUCCCGCGGGCUUUGCCAUGAGCUUCCUGUUACAGGUGCUGAUCAACCACCUGUGCCCGCCUCGCGGGCUGGGGGAGAUCGACGAGGUUGAUAGCUACGGGACCUUCACGGACGACGAAGCCAUCCGGCUCGGCGUCGUGCCGAGCGGCCACGAUGUGGAGGGAUUUGAAGUUGCGCAGCUGCCGAAGGGCGUUGAGAAGGAGCAUCUUGGCUGUUGAUUGUUUUCGGUUUUCGGUUUUCGGUUUUCUGUGAACUUGAGCCCUAUGCAUACAGCGUACGUAGAACCUAGUGUCUUUAAUGCGAGAACUCC